AUGGCAGACGCAAGCAUUGGCAAGACGGAAGGCAACACCAACGCUGCACACCACAAUAAUGACAUUAAUCAAGCUCGUCGUUCAUCAGUGGCUAGUGUCAAUCUGAACAAGAACCUCGAUGCCAAAGUUUCGAACCCUCUAGUCGGCGUUCCCCAUGAAACGUUGAUGCGCGAUGUUGAGGAUUUCGCACGCGAACACGACCUAGAAGAUAUCAUUGAGCACCUCAAGAAGGGCGCUUUGGUCGCCCAGAGCCCCAAUGGCUUUGACAAUAUUGAAAUGCUUGUUGAAGAGGAUAGACAGCACCUUCGUUUCGAGAAGGAGCACAAGUGGAAGCAUCCGCUCCAACUAUACGUCACAAUCAUUGUAUGCUCCAUCGGCGCUGCUGUGCAAGGCUGGGACCAGACUGGAUCCAACGGAGCGAACCUGUCUUUCCCUGUUGAGUUCGGUAUAGGCGAAGGAGAUACAGAAGGCAGCCCCAACCGGUGGACACACAAUCUGCUUGUUGGCCUCGUCAAUGCUGGACCAUAUAUUGGAAGUGCCUUCAUCGGAUGCUGGAUCAGCGACCCCUGCAACUACUACUUUGGACGCCGCGGCACUAUUUUCAUCUCUGCUAUCUUCUGUGUGCUCACCCCGAUCGGCGGUGCUUUGACCCAGACCUGGGAGCAGUUACUCAUUACCCGCAUCCUGAUGGGCAUUGGCAUGGGAUUGAAAGGUUCAACAGUUCCCAUAUUUGCUGCUGAGAAUUCUCCAGCCCAGAUUCGUGGUGCUUUGGUCAUGAGCUGGCAAAUGUGGACUGCCUUCGGUAUCUUCAUGGGCUACUGUGCCAACUUGGCGGUAUAUCAAGUGCCCGUGAUUGCAUGGCGCCUACAAAUUGGAUCAGCCUUCAUUCCAGCAGUUCCUUUGACAAUUGGCAUCUACUUCUGCCCCGAGUCACCCAGAUGGUUGAUCAAGAAGAAUCGCUACCGUAAGGCCUGGCAAUCACUGGUGCGCUUGCGCUUCAGCCCCGUGCAGGCAGCUCGCGAUCUCUACUACAUCCAUGCCCAGCUCCAAGUCGAGGCGCAGAUCAUUGGCAGAUCGAAUUACUUCAAACGGUGUACGGAGCUGUUCACCAUCCCUCGAGUGCGCAGGGCUACCCUGGCUUCUUUUGUCGUUAUGAUAGCACAGCAAAUGUGCGGAAUCAACAUCAUCGCUUUCUACUCAAGCACCAUCUUCAGACAGGCAAAUGCUACUGAAAGAGAAGCGCUCAUUGCCUCUUUUGGCUUCGGUCUUGUCAACUUCGUAUUUGCCUGGCCUGCCAUCUGGACCAUUGACACAUUCGGUCGAAGGAGCCUGCUCCUCUUCACCUUCCCGCAGAUGGCCUGGUCUUUGCUCGCUACUGGACUGUGCUUUCUCAUUCCCAGAAGCAAUCCCGCCCAUCUGGGUUUGAUCGCCUUAUUCAUUUACAUCUUUGCCGCAUUCUAUUCUCCAGGAGAAGGCCCGGUGCCUUUCACGUACAGUGCUGAAUGCUUCCCUCUUACUCAUCGCGAGGUUGGAAUGGGUUGGGCAGUCGCUACAUGUCUCUUCUGGGCGGCCGUACUGUCCAUCACCUUCCCACUUAUGCUAUCUGCCAUGGGACCGACGGGAGCCAUUUGCUUCUACGCCGGUCUGAACAUGGUCGCAUUCUGCAUGAUCUUUCUCUGGCUGCCGGAAACAAAGCAGCGUACUCUCGAAGAGCUCGACUACAUCUUCGGCGUACCCACGAGCAAGUUUAUCAACUACAACUUCCGUGUCGCUCUCCCCUGGUGGUGGAAGCGCUGGGUUAUGUUUGAUAAGUCCGCGACACUCACGCCGUUGUACACUUUCGAU
Messenger RNA from Didymella exigua CBS 183.55, 1845 nucleotides. RefSeq lists its product as uncharacterized. The transcript is spliced from 10 exons. The record is from RefSeq and is a predicted model, not a curated record. The annotation marks the transcript as partial. Gene Ontology annotation, biological process: transmembrane transport. Gene Ontology annotation, cellular component: membrane. Gene Ontology annotation, molecular function: myo-inositol:proton symporter activity. Lineage: Eukaryota; Fungi; Ascomycota; Dothideomycetes; Pleosporales; Didymellaceae.